UUCUCUCAAGUUCAGAAGCAGCCUGCCAGGCACUGGAGCCCAAAUGAAGCCCCCAGGACCUGCCCGCGUCGGUGCCAUUGUGCUGGUUUUGCUCUCGCUGCUGGCUGUGCUCCAGACCACCUGUGCCCAAAAGAAUGCCAUCGACAUCUACAGCCUCACUGUGGACUCCAGGGUCUCCUCCCGGUUUGCCCACACGGUCAUCACCAGCAGGGUGGUCAACAGAGCGGAUUCCAUACAGGAGGCCACCUUCCAGAUGGAGCUGCCCAAGAAAGCCUUCAUCACCAACUUCUCCAUGAUCAUCGACGGUGUGACGUACCCAGGGAACAUCAAGCAGAAGGAUGCAGCCCAGCAGCAGUACAGUGCGGCCGUGGCCAGGGGGGAGAGCGCUGGCCUAGUCAAGGCCACUGGGAGAAAGAUGGAGCAGUUCCAGGUGUCGGUGAGUGUGGCCCCCGCUGCCAAGGUCACCUUCGAGCUGGUGUACGAGGAGUUGCUCAUGCGGCGCCUGGGAGUGUAUGAGCUGCUGCUGAAAGUGCAGCCCCAGCAGCUGGUCAAGCACCUGCAGAUGGACAUUCACAUCUUUGAGCCUCAGGGCAUCAGCUUUCUGGAGACAGAGAGCACCUUCAUGACCAAUGAGCUUGCAGACGCCCUCACCGUCUCACAGAACCAGACCAAGGCUCACAUCCGAUUCAAGCCGACGCUCUCCCAGCAACAGAAGCCUGCAGGGCAACAGGACACAGUCGUGGAUGGCGACUUCAUCAUCCGCUAUGAUGUGAACCGCACCCUCUCUGGAGGCUCCAUUCAGAUCGAGAAUGGCUACUUUGUGCACUACUUUGCCCCCGAGGGUCUCUCCACGAUACCCAAGAAUGUGAUCUUCGUCAUCGACACGAGUGGCUCCAUGAUGGGCAAGAAAAUCCAGCAGACGCGGGAAGCCCUCAUCAAGAUCCUAGAGGACCUCAGGCCCGAAGACCACUUCAACCUCAUUAGCUUCAGCAGUGAAGCAAGCCAGUGGAAGCCAUUGCUGGUGCCAGCUUCCACCCAGAACGUGGAGGAGGCCAAGAAAUACGCUAACAGCAUCCAGGCCCGGGGAGGAACCAAUAUCAAUAAUGCAAUGCUGAUGGCCGUGCAGCUGCUGGACACAGCCACCCGGGAGGAGCAGCUGCCCUUAGGGAGCGUCUCCCUCCUCCUCCUCCUCACUGAUGGCGACCCCACUGUAGGCGAGACCAACCCCAAGAAGAUCCAGAAGAAUGUGAAGGAGGCCAUAGGCGGUCAGUACAGCCUCUUCUGCCUGGGCUUUGGCUUCGACGUCAGCUACGCCUUCCUGGAGAAGCUGGCGCUGGACAACGGCGGCCUGGCUCGGCGCAUCUACGAGGACUCGGACUCUGCCCUGCAGCUGCAGGACUUCUACCAGGAGGUGGCCAACCCCCUGCUGACCACAGUGUCCUUCGAGUACCCAGGCAAUGCCGUGGAGGAGGUCACGCAGGACAACUUCCCGCUGUUCUUCAAGGGCUCUGAGAUGGUGGUGGCCGGGAAGCUCCGGGCCCAGAGCCCUGAUGUGCUCUCAGCCACAGUCAGCGGGCAGCUGCCCACGGAGAACAUCACCUUCCAAAUGGAGUCCCAGGUGGCAAAGCAGGAAGAGGAGUUUCAAAAGCCCAAGUACAUCUUCCACGGCUUCAUGGAGAGACUCUGGGCGUACCUGACCAUCCACCAACUCCUGGAGCGAAUGGUUUCCACAUCCGAUGCUGAAAAGCAGGCCCUGGAGACCCAAGCUCUGGGCUUGUCGCUCAACUAUAGCUUUGUCACCCCCCUCACGUCCAUGGUGGUCACCAAACCUGAAGGCCAAGAACAGUCUCAAGUUGCUGAGAAGCCCGUGGAAAAUGGAAAGGUUGCCUCAGGUCGCACUGUCUUCAGACAUAGAGCCAUGGGACACAAACGGCCCAGAUUACCAGGUGGAGUUGCCUUGCACGAUGGAGGUCAUGACGUGCCCAACAGGAAAUCUGGACGAUCUGGACCUCUUAUUCCUUUUUAUGAGAAGCUCAUGUCUGAGAGAAAUCCGGAUGUGGGGCUACUGAGCGGGAUAGUGGGUGAUUACCUGGAUGAAACAAUGGAAGAAACAAGCCCAACAGCCCCACCACCAGCCCCCAUCCAGGCUCCGACCUUCAUCCUGCCUCUGCCUGGGCAGAGCGUGGACCAGCUCUGUGUGGACAUCAAGAGCACCCCGGGGCCAUUAUUACUCCUGCUCUCAGACCCUGACCAAGGUCUCGAGGUGACUGGCGAGUAUAAGAUGGAGAAGGCCCAGUUCUCAUGGAUCGAGGUGACUUUCAAGAAUCCCCAGCUGCAGGUCCACGUGUCCCCUGAGCACGUGGUAGUGACUAGGGACCGAAGAAGCUCUCAGUACAAAUGGAAGGAGACGCUGUUCAUGGUGAUGCCUGGCCUCAAGAUGACCAUGGACAAGGCGGGGCUCCUGCUGUUCAGCAGCCCAGACAGAGUGACCAUCGGCCUGCUGUCCUGGGACGGCCCUGGGCAGGGGCUUCGGCUGCUCCUGCGGGACACUGACCGCUUCUCCAGCCACGUCGGCGGCCUCCUUGGCCGCUUUUACCAGGGCGUUGCCUGGGGGCCCCCAGAUGCCACAGAUGACAGCAAGCGAACACUGUGGACUCGUGGGUUUGAGUUCAAUGCCACCAGAAAGCUCAAGCUGGAUUACCAAGAGGGGACCCCGGGAACAGAGCUUUCCUGCUGGUCUAUCGAGCUCUGAUUCUGAUGGCAGGAGUUAUACCCACUCGCCCACCCCCUGCGACCGCACCGUGUGCAGAUGGCUUCAUCUUGUGACCACAGCUACCUGUGGGGGCUCGACCACGAUGGGCAGGGGAGUUCCACUUAUUACAAAUAAAGGCAGGUAUUUUAAACUCA
Myotis myotis is the source of this 2907-nucleotide messenger RNA. Its product is annotated as inter-alpha-trypsin inhibitor heavy chain H4-like. The transcript is spliced from 23 exons. NCBI's taxonomy places the organism in Eukaryota, Metazoa, Chordata, Mammalia, Chiroptera, Vespertilionidae. The record is from RefSeq and is a predicted model, not a curated record. Gene Ontology annotation, molecular function: serine-type endopeptidase inhibitor activity. Gene Ontology annotation, biological process: hyaluronan metabolic process. Bases 44 to 2752 code for a protein of 902 amino acids.